AUGGCUCCACAACACCGCCGUUCUUCAUCAGCAACCCUGUUUGGGAGGAUGACUCAAUGGACAACAAUCUUUCCCAUAUCAAUGCAGCUUACAACCUAUGUGGAAAAGAUAUAUGGAAUCAUUAGUGAUAACUUGAGGAAAGAAAAUUUUCCCUCUUGGAUUAUGAGUUCAGGCAUGGUGCAGACAUUUACUACUGACAGUGAAAGGCGUGUUAGAUUGACUGUGUCGGCACGUCGACGAGGCGGCAGGCAUGCUACUUGUUCAGAGCAGCAAACAGUGGAGGAGCCAUAUAAGGAGGUGGCGGAGCUCCAUCUAGAUGUUCAGGAUAUAGGAGCUGAUGAUGCAGAGAUCUCCAGCAACGGAAAAAAGAUGAAGGAGAUCCAGAGCCAACUGUUGCAGGUCAUACAAAUUGUCAAUUCUCUACUCAACAAACAAUAUUUUACACCUGAUGGGAUUCCACUCGCAAGAGGAAGAUCUAUUGAUAACUUUUGGAGGGGAGAUUGUCUCUUAGGUCAGUAA
Messenger RNA from Vicia faba (fava bean), 519 nucleotides. The record is from the annotation of a GenBank genome assembly. Lineage: Eukaryota; Viridiplantae; Streptophyta; Magnoliopsida; Fabales; Fabaceae.